Molecule: messenger RNA, 3404 nt
Organism: Eucalyptus grandis
Lineage: Eukaryota; Viridiplantae; Streptophyta; Magnoliopsida; Myrtales; Myrtaceae
Product: RNA cytidine acetyltransferase 1
Exons: 26
Coding region: 143-3232 (1029 amino acids)
Biological process (GO): rRNA acetylation involved in maturation of SSU-rRNA
Cellular component (GO): 90S preribosome; nucleolus
Molecular function (GO): tRNA binding; 18S rRNA cytidine N-acetyltransferase activity; ATP binding
Source: RefSeq, a predicted model, not a curated record
UUCUCUCCUCCCCCUAAAACCCUAAUCCCGCCGGCUGGUUAAACCCUAGCACCGCCUUCUGGGCAAGCAAUCCGGACUCAUUCGCACGCCCUGCCGAUAAGAUUCCGGGAAGAAUCAGCAUCAGCAGCGGAAACGAUCGACGAUGAGGAAGAAGGUGGACGAACGGAUCAGGACGCUCAUCGAGAACGGCGUCAAGAACCGCCACCGGUCCAUGUUCGUCGUCGUCGGCGACAAGUCCCGCGACCAGAUUGUGAAUCUUCACUACAUGCUGAGCAAGGCGGUGAUCAAGUCUAGGCCGACCGUCUUGUGGUGCUACAGGGAUAAGCUUGAACUCAGCAGUCACAAGAAGAAACGGGGAAAGCAAAUAAAAAAGUUGAUGCAGAGGGGCCUCUUGGAUCCAGAAAAGGUUGACCCUUUUUCGCUCUUCGUGGAAAGCGGAGGGUUGACAUAUUGCUUGUACAAGGAUUCUGAAAGAAUUCUUGGAAACACUUUUGGAAUGUGCAUACUUCAGGAUUUUGAAGCUUUGACCCCAAAUCUACUUGCCAGAACAAUCGAAACAGUGGAGGGUGGUGGGUUGAUUGUAUUGCUGCUUCGGAAUCUCUCCUCAUUGACUAGUCUUUAUACCAUGGUUAUGGAUGUUCACGAGAGGUUCCGUACCGAAUCCCAUUCUGAGGCUGCUGGACGCUUUAAUGAAAGAUUCUUGUUAUCACUUUCUUCGUGCAAAUCAUGUGUUGUUAUGGAUGACGAGCUCAAUGUUUUACCAAUAUCUUCUCACAUCAGAUCAAUUACUCCAGUUCCAGCAAAAGAGGACUCUGAAGGGCUAUCAGAAGCGGAGAGGGACCUAAAAGAUUUAAAAGAGCAACUCAAUGAUGAUUUUCCUGUUGGACCUUUGAUAAGGAAAUGCUGCACUCUAGAUCAGGGGAAAGCUGUCACUACAUUUCUUGAUGCAAUAUUGGAUAAGGCUCUACGUAAUACAAUUGCUUUACUUGCUUCUCGGGGUCGUGGUAAAUCAGCUGCCCUUGGCUUAGCAAUCGCUGGUGCCAUUGCUGCUGGGUAUUCAAAUAUCUUUGUGACUGCACCAAGUCCAGAGAAUUUGAAAACUUUAUUUGAAUUUGUUUGCAAGGGAUUUGAUUCAUUUGAAUACAAGGAACAUAUUGAUUAUGAUGUGGUGAGAAGUGCCAGUCCAGAGUUUAAAAAGGCAAUAGUGAGAAUUAAUAUUUACAGGCAGCACAGACAAACAAUUCAGUACAUACAACCACAUGAGCAUGAGAAGCUUUCCCAAGUUGAAUUGUUGGUUGUUGAUGAAGCAGCUGCAAUUCCACUGCCAGUUGUUAAAUCAUUGCUUGGUCCAUAUCUGGUUUUCCUCUCAUCCACAGUAAAUGGUUAUGAAGGUACUGGGCGUUCUUUAUCACUGAAACUUCUACAGCAAUUGGAAGAGCAAAGUCAUGCAACAGUUAAUGGUGCUGAGGCAGCUCAUUCUGGUCGUCUCUUCAAGAAGAUUGAACUGGCCGAAUCUAUCAGAUAUGCUUCUGGUGAUCCAAUUGAAUCCUGGCUCAAUGCAUUGCUUUGCCUUGAUGUUGCCAAUUAUGUUCCUAGUAUUACCAGGUUACCCUCUCCCAGUGAGUGUGAUCUCUACUAUGUAAAUAGAGAUACACUUUUUUCCUAUCACAAGGACAGUGAGUUGUUUUUACAGAGGAUGAUGGCCUUAUAUGUUGCAUCUCACUACAAAAACUCACCGAAUGAUUUACAAUUAAUGGCUGAUGCUCCAGCACACCACUUGUUUGUAUUGCUUGGACCCGUUGAUGAGUCCCGGAAUCAACUGCCCGACAUCUUGUGUGUCCUACAGGUCUGUCUUGAAGGACAAAUAUCUCGUAAAUCUGUGAUUAAAAGUCUAAGUGAUGGGCAUCAACCCUCUGGAGAUCAAAUUCCAUGGAAGUUCUCUGAGCAGUUCCAGGACACUGUUUUCCCUAGUCUAUCUGGUGCUAGGAUUGUGCGAAUUGCCACACAUCCUAGUGCAAUGAGGCUUGGAUAUGGCUCAACUGCUGUGGACCUCUUAUCGAGAUACUUUGAAGGACAGUUGACAAAUAUUUCAGAAGCAGAGAUUGAAAAUAUGGAAGAGGAGCCACCUGUCAGAGUGACAGAAGCAGCACAGAAGGCAUCUUUGCUGGAAGAGAACAUAAAACCCAAAGCUAAUCUUCCUCCUUUGCUAGUACAUCUUCGUGAAAGACGGCCUGAAAAGCUCCAUUACAUUGGUGUCUCCUUUGGUCUUACUCUGGACCUUUUUCGCUUCUGGAGGAAACAUAAGUUUGUCCCAUUUUACAUUGGCCAGAUUCCAAAUACCGUGACUGGUGAACACACCUGUAUGGUUUUGAAGCCUUUAAAAAAUGAUGAUAUUGAUGUCACUGGAUCUGAUCAGUGGGGUUUUUUCAGUCCAUUUUAUAGAGAUUUUAAGCAAAGGUUUGCAAGGCUUUUGAGCUAUGGUUUUCGUAAUAUGGAAUAUAAACUUGCUAUGAGCAUAUUGGAUCCGAAGAUCAACUUUAAUGAUGAGGAAAUCAACCCAUCUAACUCGGAAGGAUUUUCUCUCAACCAAAUUUUAUCACCUCAUGAUAUGAAGCGACUUGAAGCUUAUACUAAUAAUCUUGCUGAUUAUCAUAUGAUUCUGGACACUGUGCCAAUUCUUUCGCAUACAUACUUCCAGGAGAAGCUUCCAGUUUCUUUAUCAUAUGCUCAGGCAUCAGUCUUGCUAUGCGUUGGAUUGCAGCAUCAUGACAUCAGUUAUGUUGAGGGACAAAUUAAGUUGGAGAGGCAGCAAAUUUUGUCUUUGUUCAUCAAGGUUAUGAAAAAGUUCUACAAACAUCUACAUGCUAAUGCAGCAAAGGAGAUAGACUCUGCCCUACCUCGCUUGAAAGAGGUCGUUUUGGAACCACACAGUGUAUCUGUGGAUGAAGAUCUAAAUGAGGCAGCGAAGAAAGUUGAGGACGAGAUGAAGACCAAGGCAGAGGGUUUCCUAAACCCUGAAUUUCUUCAACAGUAUGCCAUUGUUGGAAGAGAAUCCGAUUUCGAGAGUGCUCUGCAAAACGGAGGUAAGAUCGCCUCAGGUGGCGUCAUCAGUGUCAAAUCUAGUGGAGAGAAAAAGGAGAAACAUAAAAAGCACAAAGAGAAUCAAGAGAGCGGGAAAAAGCGAAGCAGGAACAACCCUGGCUCCAAAUCUGACAAGAAACGGAAGUCCUAAGUCAUUAUUCUUGUAUUGUUAGUCAUUGUCUUAAGUUUAUAUUUUUGUAUUGUUAAUCAUUGAUAUUACUCCCAUGCUAACGGCGUGAUGCAAUUUUGUUAGUGUAUCAAGGGACCAAGUGCAGUCAUUUUUUUAUGAAUGGAAGAAGCAUUUGGGUAGAGUCUCUGCUGAA